This is a messenger RNA of Alnus glutinosa, 2029 nucleotides long. RefSeq names its product general transcription and DNA repair factor IIH subunit TFB2. The transcript is spliced from 15 exons. The record is from RefSeq and is a predicted model, not a curated record. Bases 204 to 1559 code for a protein of 451 amino acids. Gene Ontology annotation, molecular function: ATPase activator activity; double-stranded DNA binding. NCBI's taxonomy places the organism in Eukaryota, Viridiplantae, Streptophyta, Magnoliopsida, Fagales, Betulaceae. Gene Ontology annotation, biological process: nucleotide-excision repair. Gene Ontology annotation, cellular component: transcription factor TFIIH core complex; transcription factor TFIIH holo complex.
AAAAAUUGGCCUUGUUCUAACGCUGAUCGUAGAGGCGCGACGGCCCACAGACCGAAGUCCCAAAAACGACGCCGCUAGCGCAGAUAAAGCUACCGAGAAAAUUUCAGAGAAGCUUUGAUCGGAAAACUCUGCAAGCAGAAGAACCCUAAAAAUCAGAGUCGGAUCAGGCGAAGAAGAAAAGGAAAAAAGGAAUUGGUCUGACAAUGCCUCAGGUGAAGAUAAUCGCGAAGAAUUUCAUGGACAUGGUGGCCUCCUUGCCCGCCAUGAAGCUCGACAAGCUCUACGAGAACGCUUUCAUCUGCGAAGCCAUUCUCAGGUCUCUGCCACCUCUGGCCAAGAAGUAUGUUAUACAGAUGUUGUACAUUGAUGUUCCAAUAACAGCCAAGUCCAUGGAGGAGUGGGUGCUUCCAGAUGGGUCCUCAAAGCAUAGAGUCGCUAUUGAUAGGUUGAUUCAGUUGCGGUUAUUCACUGAAAUUGCUGACAGGAGAAGGGAAACAACUUACAGAAUUAAUCCAACAUUUCAGACAAAUCUCCAAAAGCUUUUAACACUUGGUGAAGUUUUACCAAGGGAACCGAUGCCUUCUGACAUAACUGUGAGGCUCCCAAGCUUGGAGGAUCUUCAGGUUUAUGCCCUUGAACAAUGGGAGUGUUUCUUGCUCCAACUUAUAAACUCGGCUCAAGCUGAAAGGCCAUCAAAUAUCAGCUCUUCUAUGAUGAAAAUUUUCCAGCGAGGCCUUUUGAGUCAAAGGGAGAAAGAAGCUCCACGAUUAACUGAAAGUGGUUUCCAGUUCUUGUUGAUGGACACAAAUGCACAACUUUGGUACAUCAUCAGAGAAUACAUCUCUAAUUCUGAGGAUCGAGGUGUGGACCCAGCCGAUUUGAUUUCAUUCUUACUAGAGCUUAGUUUUCAUGUCACAGGAAAGGCAUAUAAUAGUAACACAUUGACGGAGGUUCAGAGGAGUCUGAUCAAGGACCUCACAGACUUGGGGUUGGUCAAACUUCAGCAGGGCAGGAAAGAGAGUUGGUUUAUACCUACUAAAUUAGCUACCAAUCUUUCAGUGAGCUUAACAGAUUCAUCAUCACGGAAACAAGGAUUUGUGGUCGUAGAAACAAAUUUUAGGUUGUACGCAUACUCGACUUCAAAGUUACACUGUGAAAUUCUACGUCUUUUCUCAAGGAUAGAGUAUCAACUUCCAAAUCUUAUAGUGGGAGCAAUCACAAAAGAAAGUUUGUAUAAUGCUUUUGAAAACGGUAUUGCAGCAGAGCAGAUAAUUACUUUUCUUCAGCAGAAUUCCCAUCCUCGUGUAGCAGAGAGAAUGCCAUCUAUACCCGAAAAUGUCACGGAUCAGAUAAGGCUGUGGGAAUCAGAUCUGAACAGGGUUGAGAUGACUCCUUCACAUUAUUAUGAUGAAUUUCCUUCUAGGGACGUCUUCGAGGCUGCUUGUGACUACGCACGGGAGUGGAACGGGUUGCUGUGGGAGGAUUCGAAAACCAUGCGUCUUGUUGUCAAGGCAGAAAUACACAUGCAUAUGCGAGAGCAUUUACGCCGUCAAAAGUAGUAAGCCAGAUAUUAUUUUAUUGGUCCUGAUGGAAUUGAUAGCAGAACAACAUGCAACCCUACAUGCUGUGAGGUUUGUGUACAUUUUGGGGCUGGGCAUGUAUCAGAUUCUUCCUUUCCGGUCGAGUUAUGUUCUAUUCGGAUUAUCAGAUUUGCUAAUAAAGCUGUAACUGAAGUCAUGCAUCAUGGAAAAUAUUUUAGAACACAUUAUCGAAAAAUGUGGAGGGUUGAAUCUACGCUGCAAUCAGAAGCUUGAAAAUGUUGCAUUCGGGAAGAGUUGGACCAAAUAGAGUUUCAAGUACAAACAUUCUUUGGCGCUGAAAUAUUUAUGUGAGCAAUGUAGACUACGGAGUUUGCUGCUUGUGAUGAAAACAACAGGCUUGUAUUGCAGAUAAUGGGAGUUCAAUCUCCUAUUCAAUGAAAAGAAGCUUCUUUUUAAUUUAAGACAAAAUAAAUGAAGUUAUUGUGAUU